AUGAAAGAGGAGGAAGAGCCAAAAGAGAUGGAAAUAUCUGGUAAUGAAUUAGAUUCUCAUUUAGUAGAUAGUGAUAUAAAACAAUUUGUCGAGAGUCCUCUUCAGGAAAAUGUAAAUGGUAGCAGUAGUUUUGAGGUUGAACAUGUAGAUGAGAGGGUACACUUGCAAAAUCAAGAUGUUGAUUGUGCAACUACAGUUAUGGGCGAGGACCAGUUUGAGCAAGUAUCUUUAAACGAUCAAGACAAGAAUAAUGAGUCUGAGGGUUCAAACCAAUCACCAAGUUCUGAUAAAAUACAUCGCUCGUAUGAUGGAUAUGCAGAGGAUUCUCGAUACUCAUCUGGGUCAUGUUCAUUAGAAUAUGAUUCUUCCAAAGUUACUGACCUGCAUCUCGAUAAUCUUUCUUAUAGCCCCGGGUCAGAGGGGGGGAAUUUCGGUCAUACAAACAAGCAGUUUGCUCCAUCAAUUAGUUUUGAUUCUACUGGGUAUUCUUCUACUAUUACAUCUCCACCAAAUGCCAGGCAAAAACAUGCAAAGCCGAAUGUGUCUCCAGAGUUACUGCAUCUAGUUGAUUCUGCUAUUAUGGGGAAACCUGAAGGUAUUGACAAGCUAAAGAAUAUUGCUAGCGGUGUAGAAUUUUUUGAGAGCGGUGAAGAAAUGGACAGUGUACCUUUCUUAAUUGUAGAUUCACUUCUUGCAACAAUGGGCGGUGUUGAAAGCUUUGAGGAGGAUGAGGAUAAUAAUCCUCCUAGUGUAAUGCUGAACUCCCGGGCUGCCAUUGUCUCAGGCGAACUUAUUCCUUGGCUUCCUUACAUAGGUGAUACUGAUGAUGUCAUGUCACCAAGAACAAGGAUGGUUAGGGGACUACUUGCCAUAAUAAGAGCUUGCACUAGAAAUAGAGCAAUGUGCUCAUCGGCUGGUCUUUUAGGAGUAUUGUUGAGAACAGCUGAAAAGAUUUUUACAGUGGAUGUUGGCUUAAAUGGACAAAUGAGGUGGGAUGGAACUCCUCUGUGCCAAUGUAUACAGCACUUAGCAGGCCAUACUCUUAGUGUUAGUGAUCUCUACAGAUGGUUUCAAGUCAUUACUAAAACACUCACUACAAUUUGGGCUCCACGAUUAACACUAGCAUUGGAGAAAGCAAUAAGUGGAAAGGAGUCAAAAGGACCAGCUUGCACCUUUGAGUUUGAUGGUGAAAGUUCUGGUUUGCUUGGUCCAGGUGAGAGCCGUUGGCCGUUCGUCAACGGAUAUGCUUUUGCUACAUGGAUCUACAUUGAAUCAUUUGCGGACACAUUGAAUACAGCCACAGUUGCUGCUGCGAUUGCUGCAGCUGCAUCGGCUAAGUCAGGUAAAUCAUCAGCCAUGUCAGCUGCUGCUGCAGCUAGUGCGCUUGCUGGUGAAGGUACAGUGCACAUGCCCCGGCUAUUCAGUUUUUUAUCCAAUGAUAAUCAGGGUUUAGAGGCUUAUUUUCAUGCUCAAUUUUUGGUUGUUGAAACUGCUAGUGGAAAGGGAAAAAAGUCAUCCUUGCAUUUUACCUAUCCCUUCAAACCACAAUGCUGGUACUUCAUUGGUCUUGAGCAUAUAGGCAAGCAUGGAAUUCUCGGAAAUGCAGAAAGUGAAGUCAGGUUAUAUGUAGAUGGUUCUUUAUAUGAAAGUCGUCCUUUUGAGUUCCCUCGAAUAUCCAAACCCCUGGCAUUUUGCUGCAUAGGAACUAACCCUCCUCCUACUAUGGCUGGUUUGCAACGCCGUCGUCGUCAAUGUCCUUUGUUUGCUGAGAUGGGCCCUGUUUAUAUCUUCAAAGAACCAAUUGGCUCGGAAAGAAUGGCAGGGCUGGCUUCUAGAGGGGGGGAUAUAUUACCUUCUUUUGGUAAUGCAGCUGGGCUACCAUGGCUAGCAACAAAUCCCUAUGUACAGAACAAGGCAGAGGAGAGUGUGCUUCUAGAUGCAGAAAUUGGAGGUUGCAUCCAUCUGCUCUAUCAUCCUAGUCUGCUGAAUGGUCGUUUCUGUCCAGAUGCUUCACCUUCUGGUGCUUCAGGAAUGCUUCGACGUCCAGCUGAGGUUCUUGGGCAAGUCCAUGUUGCUACACGGAUGCGACCUGGGGAUGCUUUAUGGGCAUUGGCUUAUGGCGGUCCCUUGUCUUUGCUUCCUGUGACUAUAAGCAAUAUAGACGAGGAAACUCUGGAACCACUGCAAGGGACUUUUCCUCUUUCUUCAGCCACCACAUCUCUUGCUGCCCCAAUAUUUAGAAUUAUAUCCAUGGCUAUUCAACACCCAAGGAACAAUGAAGAGUUGUCUCGUGGUAGAGGACCCGAGGUUCUGUCAAAAAUUUUAAAUCAUCUUCUCCAAACUCUAUCUUCACUUCAUGUUGGAAAGCAUGAUGGUGUAAGAGAUGAGGAACUUGUUGCUGCUGUUGUUUCUGUUUGUCAAUCUCAGAAGAUUAACCAUACACUUAAAGUGCAGCUCUUCGCCACACUGGUAUUAGAUUUAAAAAUUUGGAGUUUGUGUAGUUAUGGCAUACAAAAGAAGCUUCUAUCAUCACUUGCAGACAUGGUUUUCACAGAGUCAACCGUAAUGCGUGACGCCAAUGCCAUUCAAAUGCUUCUCGAUGGCUGCAGAAGAUGUUAUUGGAUUGUUCAUGAAAUUGAUUCAGUGAAUUCUUUUUCUCUAGCUGGGGCAACACGUCCUGUGGGUGAAAUUAAUGCGCUGGUUGACGAGCUCUUAGUGGUAGUUGAACUUUUAAUAGUGGCAGCUCCUCCUUCUUUGGUCUCAGCUGAUGUCCGAUGUUUACUUGGAUUCAUGGUUGACUGCCCACAACCCAAUCAGGUUGCUAGGGUGUUGCAUCUCUUCUAUAGGUUGGUUGUCCAGCCUAAUGCAUCUAGGGCUAACACAUUUGCAGAAGAAUUUCUAGCAGGUGGUGGGAUAGAAACUCUUCUUGUUCUCCUCCAGAAGGAAGCUAAAGCUGGUGAUUAUGAUGCAAUAGAAUCUUUCUCAAAGAAUCCCGAACUUGGAAAAGCAGAAUUUGAUCAUAGUAAUGAAAACACUGAAAGAAGUCAGGAUGAUGAAGGUUCAGAGGAUAAAAGUGAAGCCAGCAUACUAGACAACGAUAAACACUCUCAAUCUGUUUAUAGUUGUAAUAGUCCUGAUCCUAGUUCUCCAGAUAUUAACAGCGACAGGAUGACAUUUACCUCUGAAAUUCCUUCUAUCAAGAAUCUCGGAGGCAUAAGUCUAUCUAUUAGUGCUGACAAUGCUAGGAAAAAUGUCUACAAUAUUGAUAAAAGUGAUGGCAUUGUUGUUGGGAUCAUAGGUCUCUUAGGUGCUUUAGUAGCUUCAGGACAACUGAGAUUUGUUUCACGUGCUGGUCCUGAUACAACAAGCAACCUUUAUGGUGUUGGACUCCAUGACAGGGGUGGAACUAUGUUUGAAGACAAAGUUUCUAUUCUACAUUAUGCUUUACAAAAGGCUUUUCAAGCAGCACCUAACAGGCUAAUGACUAACAAUGUUUACACAGCUUUGCUGGCUGCCUCGAUCAAUGCUUCUUCUUCAGAGGAUGGACUAAAUUUCUAUGAUUCUGGUCAUCGCUUUGAGCAUUCAGAACUUUUAUUGGUGCUGUUGCGUUCCCUACCAUUUGCACCCAGGUCACUGCAGAGCAGGGCAUUGCAGGAUCUUCUAUUUUUGGCUUGCAGUCAUCCUGAAAAUAGGAACAGUAUGAUAAAUAUGGAGGAAUGGCCUGAAUGGAUUUUGGAAAUCCUGAUCUCAAACUAUGAGCUGGGUCCAAGCAAAUUGUCUGAUUCAACAAGUGCUGGAGAUGUAGAAGACUUGAUUCAUAACUUCCUAAUUAUCAUGCUAGAGCACUCAAUGCGCCAAAAGGAUGGAUGGAAGGAUAUCGAAGCAACAAUUCAUUGUGCGGAAUGGCUUUCUAUUGUAGGUGGAUCUAGCACAGGAGAUCAGCGAGUAAGACGUGAAGAAUCAUUGCCUACAUUUAAAAGAAGACUCUUAGAUGGCUUGUUGGACUUUGCUGCUAGAGAAUUGCAGGUUCAGACUCAAAUUAUUGCUGCAGCUGCGGCUGGUGUUGCAGCUGAGGGCUUGUCCCCAACAGAUGCUAAGGCCGAAGCUGAUAAUGCUGCCCAGUUGUCAGUGGCCUUAGUAGAGAAUGCCAUUGUGAUACUUAUGCUUGUUGAAGACCAUUUGCGGUUGCAGAGCAAACAAUCUUCUUCACGUAAUGCAGAUAUAUCUCCAUCUCCCCUUUCUAAUUUGUAUCCAAUAAGUGAUCACAGAAGUUCAUUGUCAACAAUAGACGAGUCAACUGAAGUCACAGACAACCAAAGAUCAUUAUCCAGUGGAUCAGGGGCAAUCCCUCUAGAUGCCCUUUCUUCAAUGGCUGAUGGAAGCGGUCAGAUCCCUACAUCAUUGAUGGAAAAGAUUACGGCUGCCGCAGCAGCUGAGCCUUAUGAAUCUGUAUCUUGUGCUUUUGUGUCACACGGGUCCUGUGCAAAGGAUUUAGCUGAUGGCUGGAAAUAUCGGAGCCGUUUAUGGUAUGGUGUUGGCCUUCCACAGAAUCCAGCUGCAUUUGGUGGUGGAGGCAGUGGAUGGGAUUUUUGGAAGUCAGCUUUGGAGAAAGAUGCCAAUGGAAACUGGAUUGAACUUCCUUUAGUGAGGAAGUCUGUGGCAAUGCUCCAAGCAUUAUUGCUAGAUGAGUCUGGACUCGGUGGUGGUCUUGGUAUAGGGGGAGGAUCAGGUACCGGAAUGGGAGCGAUGGCUGCACUGUACCAGCUAUUAGACAGUGACCAACCGUUCUUAUGCAUGCUUAGAAUGGUUCUUCUAUCGAUGAGGGAAGAUGAUGAUGGUGAAGAUUAUAUGCUGAUGAGAAAUACAAGUAUUGAGGAUGCAGCUCCUGAAGGAAGAAAACCACGAGCACUUUUAUGGAGUGUUCUCUCACCUGUUCUCAACAUGCCAAUUUCUGAUUCAAAGAGGCAAAGAGUCUUGGUUGCAUCUUGUGUGCUAUAUGCCGAGGUUUACCAUGCUGUUAGCAGAGAUCAAAAGCCUCUUCGCAAACAGUACCUUGAGGCUAUAUUACCACCAUUUGUUGCUGUCUUAAGGAGGUGGCGCCCCCUUUUGGCUAACAUUCAUGAGCUUGCUACUGCUGAUGGUUUGAAUCCACUUGUCGCUGAUGACCGUGCAUUAGCUGCCGAUUCCCUGCCGAUUGAGGCUGCUCUCGCAAUGAUAUCUCCUGCCUGGGCUGCUGCUUUUGCAUCUCCACCUGCCGCAAUGGCAUUGGCUAUGAUUGCAGCUGGUGCGUCAGGUGGCGAAAGCCAAGCUCCUGCAACACCUACCCAUCUUAGGCGUGACACCUCACUGCUUGAACGCAAACAGACUAGGCUUCAGACGUUUUCAAGCUUUCAAAGUCCUUUGGAGGUCUCUAACAAAACACCACCUCUUCCCAAGGAUAAAGCAGCUGCAAAAGCUGCUGCUUUGGCAGCUGCUCGUGAUCUUCAGCGAUUUGCAAAAAUUGGCUCUGGAAGAGGUCUUAGUGCUGUUGCAAUGGCUACAUCUGCAAAACGAAGGAGUGCUAGUGACAUGGAGCGGGUCAAGAGGUGGAAUAUUUCUGAAGCAAUGGGAGUUGCCUGGAUGGAAUGUUUGCAGCCAGUUGAUACAAAGUCGGUGUAUGGGAAAGAUUUUAAUGCUUUUUCAUACAAAUAUAUUGCUGUUCUUGUAGCCAGUUUUGCACUAGCAAGAAAUAUGCAACGGUCUGAGGUUGACAGGCGCGCUUAUGUGGAUAUAGUUACUCGACAUCGAAUCAGGACUGGAGUCCAUGCAUGGCAUAAACUUAUUCACCAAUUAAUAGAGAUGAGAAGUCUUUUUGGGCCGUUUGCAGAUAAUUUAUACAGCCCGCCUCGUGUUUUUUGGAAACUAGAUUUAAUGGAAAGUUCUUCCAGGAUGAGAAGAUGUUUGAGGAGAAAUUACCGAGGAUCUGAUCAUUUAGGUUCUGCGGCUGAUUAUGAGGAAUACUCGGGAGAGAAAAAUGACCAGGGCACUCCAGUUUUGUCUGCCGAAGCAAUCUCAUUGGAAGCAGUCAAUGAAGAUGAAGAACAGGUGGAUGCUGAGAAUUUGGUUGCUAGGGCCGAUGAUAUUCAAAAUAAAGGAGACAAUCAGCUCAGACUUUCUGAAUCAGCAGAGCAAUCUGUCCGGGCAUCUUUGGAAUCCAGUGGUUCUCAACUUGCAACUGAUGAAGACGAUCAGAGUUCUUCAGCCAUUGCACCUGGGUAUGUUCCUAGCGAACUUGAUGAAAGAAUUGUUCUCGAGCUACCAACUUCUAUGGUCCGACCACUUAAAGUCAUUCGGGGAAUCUUCCAAGUAAGUUUUAUGGGCCGAACUUAG
This is a messenger RNA of Vicia faba (fava bean), 6369 nucleotides long. NCBI's taxonomy places the organism in Eukaryota, Viridiplantae, Streptophyta, Magnoliopsida, Fabales, Fabaceae. The record is from the annotation of a GenBank genome assembly.